This is a messenger RNA of Naegleria lovaniensis, 2973 nucleotides long. RefSeq lists its product as uncharacterized. The transcript is spliced from 3 exons. The record is from RefSeq and is a predicted model, not a curated record. The coding region runs from base 1 to 2973 and encodes 990 amino acids. Lineage: Eukaryota; Heterolobosea; Eutetramitea; Acrasida; Naegleriidae. Gene Ontology annotation, molecular function: protein binding.
AUGCUUCCCGCACAACAACCGGAAAUUGUUUUAUUGGAUGACGAUGAAGAUGAUGGAGAUGAUGAUCAACGAACAACCCCGACCCAAUCACUGCCAUCUUCUCAUCUCUUCACCCGAUUCGUCCAAUCAUCAAGUACACAGCAAGUAGCAGCAGGCUCAUCAUCGGAAAGUACUUGCAAUAGCAAGUCCGCAGCUAUUAGAAGCGCUAGUAACCUUCUGAUAUCAUCAGUGGACCCAUCGUUUGAUGCAGGCUAUGAUGAACCCGUCUCCCCCUAUACACCCUCCAAGAGAAAGCUUGAAGAAAUGCAGAGGUUUGAUGAGUCCAGCGAUGAUGAGUUGUACGGAGAAGAAAGUAUGCAACUUACAUUUACAAAAGCAAGCAGCAGUAAUUCUAGUACUAAUGCUACUACAGGUUCCAACGAGGAUUCUUCGUCAUUCUAUGUAACUGGUAGUAAUGCAUUUGGUAUGCUUGGAAUUGGAAACGCUGUUUCUGAUAGUUCAAAGAUUACAUCCUUUACAAGAAUGAACAACCCUGCCAUUGUACCAUCCAACAUUAAAAUCAUGGCUUGUGGACAUUAUCAUACUGUGGUUGUCACGAAAGACAAUCAAAUCUAUGCAUGUGGAAAGAAUAAUUAUGGUCAGCUUGCAAUGGGAAACCUAACAAAAGUAUUUCCAAUUUUCAAAAUGGUAGAAUCGAGCAUGAAUGGAAUACCCAAAGAAUUAAUUCGAGAUGUGAAAUGUGGCCGAUACCAUACCAUGUUCAUUACAGAUCAACCCAGUGACAAUGUGUGGGUAUGUGGAAAAAACAAAUCUGGACAAAUGUCGCUUCCAUCAGCAAACAUUUACCCUUCUCCCACUCGUCUUAUUGCUCAAUUUUCUGGAAAAGUUUUAUUUGCUUCGUGUGGGUCAGAAUUUACAUUUAUUAAAACCACUGACGGAGUGUAUUCAUGUGGAGACAAUUCAAGAGGUCAGUGUGGCCUUGGAGUGGAUACUCUCCAAGUCAAAUCAUUCAAACCACUCAAAACAAACUUUUCAAGACUUAAUAUUACACAGAUAGAGUGUGGAGAAUUUCAUUCGCUCUUUUUAACUGCUUCAGGAGACCUAUAUGGCUCUGGUACGAGCGUGAAUGGGCAGCUUGGCUUUGAUCCACAACUACUAGGACGGCAAAGCGUGAAUAGCCCUGUCAAAAUCGAUACUCCCCUCAACGAGACCAUUAAGCAAAUAAGAUGUGGCUUCCAUCACUCUGCUUUUUUGACUCUGAGUGGAAAAAUUUAUAUUUGUGGUAGAAAUGGUGACGGACAGUUGUCAUGUGGAGAGCCAACACCAAGACUUUUUACUUUUACACACAUUCCCAUUUCGGCCUCUUCUCUCAGUCAUCAUUUUGUUCAGGAGCUUUAUUGCUACUCGUAUUAUUCAAUCGCCAUCACAGACAAGAUGGAAAUGUUCUUGACAGGAUCUAACAAGUGUGGUCAACUGGGGACUGGAGAAGGUCAGCGAGUUGACAAAUUUACGCGUACGUUCAAACAUCGUGUCAAGGCUGUUUAUUGUGGCAGGGAUACCUUAAUGGUGGAGGCCGAAGAUAGAGAGUACAAUGAAGCUAUUUACGAUGACACUUUCGGAAAGAUGUUAAACUUUGACGACUCGAAUUUGGCUCCUCUUCUUGAUUCAUUCAUUAUUUGUAGCGAUGGAAAGAAAUUCCCCAUUCUCUACGACUUUGUUUUAAUACGUUUUCCACUCCUAGAAAAGUAUUCAAAGGAGGUCACCGAAGAAGAAUGCAGUUCAAGCUCUACAGAGCCUCCUACCAAAAAGCGAAAAUCUGGAGGUCAAGAUCAAACCAUGAAAGUCAUUGAUUUAUCACCUAUUGCUACCCUUUCAAGCAAUUCCAUUCUAAAACUUUUAACAUAUAUCUGUACAGAUGUGGUAGACGACAGAGAUCCAACCUCAAUACAGGAAGACCUCAAAAUUAUACAGUGGAUUACAGAAAAUAGUGGUCUAGACUUUUCUUCAUCCUCUCAGGACGCCUCAAACACCACUCGAUUUAUCAAAUUAAUUUUACAAAAGAUUCUUUCCUCCAUCACCAAUACCACAGUGGUCAACGUGUUGGAGACUCUCCAGGUUCUCAAAAAACAUCCAUUAAUCAUCAACUUGUAUAGACACUGUAUUGCAUUAAUCCGAAAAAUCGAGAAGACCUAUACUAUUAACGAAAUUGCUAACUUUAGCCAGCUCUCCAAGGAAGCCUUAAUAGAGACUCUGGCAUUUGGAGAGAAUUAUCACUGUCUUGGUUCGAGCGAUAUUUCAGUUCCACCCUCAUCAUUUUCUACAAAUUUAGAGCAAUUAUUUAACAAGGCUCAACAAUCAAAAGGAACCAUGGGAGAUGUUACUCUAUUACUCAACAAGGAAGGUACCAGAGUAUUGUAUGCUCACAAGGCUAUCCUUGCUGUGAAAUGCGACUUUUUCAAGCUUAAAUUCACAUCUGGAAUGGGAGAUAUGGACUCUCGACGCGUUGAAAUUUAUGAAUAUGCUGAUGAAAAUGAGAUUCGUGCCCAAGAGGAAUUUAUUCGAUAUCUGUACACGGACAAAGUUGAGCUUUCCAAGAACAAUGCUAUUAGCUUCUUGACUCGAUGGAAUUUCUAUUCAAUGGAUAUCAACAAUCCCAUUAGUGUGAAAUGUCAAGAAAUUAUUGUGGAUGGACUGAACGAGCAAAAUGUGUUAGAAUUCCAAAAAUCAUUCUUCCUCGACCGUUCCUCUCCAUAUCAUUUUCUCAGGAAGGCAUGCGUUCAAUCCUUAAUCAAAUAUUGGCCAUCUAUCAAUGAGAAAUAUUCCAAACAGCAAAUCAUGGAAUACAUGUCCUAUGACAGAUAUAUCAAAGUCACACAGGCCUACUUGAAAUUCUUCACAAAGCGUGCGAAUCAACUUCAACAACAACUGCAGACGCUCCAACAACAAACCGCUCCAACAGUGUUACAGAAUUAA